CAAACAUUCCAUUUUGUUUCAAUCCGUGGAUUUUAUUUCAAGUUCACGCCACGGAGUAAUUCUGACUCGACGUACGAAUAUAUUGUUUUCGUACGGAUCGCGAGUGAAAGGAGUUCGAGCAGCAUGAUUACUGUGUGAAACUGUUUAUAUUCAAAAGAUUGUGAAGUCCUUGUAUUCUUUUAUUUUGAUUUGUGUGUUUAUACUUGUGAAAAAUGGUGCAGGAGUAUCAGUCUCCCGUAAGGGUGCACAAGUUCACCUUCGAGAUGGUGAUGGCCGCAUACGAGAGGCGGUUUCCAAACUGUCCUCAGAUCCCAGUGGUGGUGGAAUGCCUCAUCACAGACGACAGCUGGUCAUCAGACGAUUCUCAGCGACAGACGACUAGGCGGUGUCAGCUGAAUGUGGAAGCCCCUUAUCUCCUAAAGAAGAUGAUCGGUGUAGAUUACAUCUACUUUAUCCAGAAGAACAACCUGGACCUCAAGAAAAGGGUUUUGGAAAUCGAAGCUACGAACGAAACCUUCUCUUCCAGGGUCGGAGUCGUGGAGAAAUGCAAAUAUUACGUCCACCCCGAUAACCCUGAGUGGACGUGCUUCGAGCAGAGUGCACUCCUCGACGUGAAGAACUUCUUCGGACUCGAGAGCACCGUCGAGAAGAUUGCCAUGAAGCAAUACGCUGCUAAUAUUGCCAAGGGCAAGGAGCUGAUCGACGUGUUCAUGAAGGAGGUGUACAAUGAUGGAGUGACCUGCCUGAACCCUUGGAAGCAAGGCGCAAUCACCGAAAACCGCGAGCUCCGGCGAAUUCUCUCCCGGGGAACCGAACCACUGUCUCCCAUGCUCACAUCUGAGAGUAGAACGCACACCGAACCAGACCAAUACACCCUAGACAGCGACUACAUCAAGAGGUACCUGGGCGAGCUGAGCCCCAUGCAGGAGUCCCGUCUGCUGCAGCUCCGCAAGUGGAUCGCUGACCUGCAGAAAGGCAAGGUGCCGAGUGACACCACACUGCUCCGCUUCCUGCGCGCCCGCGACUUCAACGUGGAGAAGGCACGAGAGAUGCUCUCCCAGUCGCUGCUCUGGCGGAAGAAGCACCAGGUCGACCGCAUCCUCUCGGAGUACGAGACCCCUGACGUUGUGAAGCAGUACUUCCCUGGCGGCUGGCAUCAUCAUGACAAGGACGGACGUCCGCUGUACAUUCUGAGACUGGGUCAGAUGGACGUGAAGGGACUGCUCAAGUCCAUCGGAGAAGACGGCCUCUUGAAGCUGACACUUCACGUAUGCGAGGAAGGUCUGAAGCUUCUGGAAGAGGCGACGAACGCGAGCGAGCGCGCGGUGCAGUCGUGGUGCCUGCUGGUGGACCUGGACGGGCUGAACAUGCGCCACCUGUGGCGGCCCGGCGUGCGCGCGCUGCUGCGCAUCAUCACCAUCGUCGAGGCCAACUACCCCGAGACCAUGGGCCGCGUGCUCAUCGUGCGCGCGCCCAGGGUCUUCCCUAUUCUGUGGACUAUUGUCAGCACGUUUAUUGACGAGAACACCCGCAGCAAAUUCUUGUUCUAUGGCGGCAAGGACUACCUGCAGCCGGGCGGGCUGCUCGACUACAUUCCCAAGGAGCUCAUCCCUGACUUCCUGGGGGGACCCUGCAAGAGCUUCGUGCACGAGGGAGGGCUGGUGCCGAAGAGUUUGUACGUGAGCGGCGCCUUCACGGAGCGGGAGGGAGAUCCCCUCAGUGAGGACAGCAUCUACCGGUCCGUUAGCUUGGGGAAAGGACAGGUCCAUGAAGUAAUAGUACCAAACCGCGACCCGCAAAGCGUGCUGACGUGGGACUUCGACGUGCUGCGCCACGACAUCGCCUUCACCGUCUACCGCAGCGACCACGAGCUCUCCCACCCACCCGCCGAUACUACAGCGCUGUGUGUAGGUGGAGGGGACGAGGCCAAGUCCGUGCUCGACCAGAAGGGGUGGCGCGAGGGGGAACACUUCCACAGGGUGGAGCCUACACUCGUCUGCCAUGAUGGGGAGAGCAUACAGGGCUCGCACGUGAUGCUGGAGUGCGGGUGGUACGUGCUGCAGUGGCGCUGCGACGUGCUGGACUGCACGCACCGCGCCGCGCAGCUCAUGUACUUCCACGAGACGCUCACCUCGCACCACUACAAGGGUUCGAUGUCCAGCCUGCAGUCGGGCACGAGCGGGUUCUCGUGCCUCAGCGGCAAGUCGGUGAGCAGCAGCUGUCCGUCCCGGUGAUGCGAGCUUCCAUUCCCGGGCGUGGCCCCCCCCGCCCCCCCCGCCCCCCCACUCACCUGAGCGGCCAGACAUGGAAUACCUGGCGAAAACUACUCAAAAAGUGGCGAACUAUAAACAUUGCAGGUGACUUCGGAACUAGAUGUUAGGCUAGCUACAUGUUACAUUAUAUUUAGUUCAAAUAGUAAUUAUUCGUAUAAUUAUAGCUGUCGGAUUUGAUAUAGUUACGUGAAUUCUUAGUUCAUAAAAACGAGAGUAAUACAAUUGAAUAAAUAAAAUACGAUUGAAGUGAAUUAGUAAAUAUUUUAUUGUAAGACAAAUGCGUAACUCGCAGGCUUGUUGUGUCCUGUUUAUUGUUGACGAUACUUCAUGCGCAGGAGUUGAUUGAGUGGCUCUUGUGCUUUAUGUCACGGCUUCGAUUCCCACGUGGAGCGUGGAAUUAUUUUUGAUCUGUUGGCGCGUUUGUGUGGCGGAUAAAUGACGUAUGAAAUAAUAAUAAUAAUACUAUUGCACAUUGCAGUGUUUUUAAAUAAUGACAAGAUCUCGUACAUAGAUGACUUUACAUAGCAACAUGUACAGACGGAGCGAUUUCUCGAAAAUACGAAUAUAAAGUUGUGAUAUCGUUUUAAUUUAGAAAUAAUUAUUAAUUUUGCUUAUUAUGAAAUAGUGUUGGAAAACUAUUGUGUAGUGGAAAAUACAGUAACAAUAUAAUACUUGGAUUUUAGCUACAUAUGAAUCGCUCCGUCUGCGUGUAACAAAUCUAACUCUUAUAUAAUAUACUUCAUUAUCGUAGCCAUAAAAAAUUACUUAAACUUAACCGCCAAACAGAUUUCGAUCUUACACUAUUGUGAAUAGAGUCUAUUUUUCAAUAAAUAGCUAAAUAUGUGAAUAAAAUGUUGUAUGUAUAUUUAAUCGGUCGUAAGUAACGCAUGUUUAUGUACUAACAGUAUAUAAGUACUCAGUUGUUAUGUGGAAUUGAACGAAAUGUAAUACUUAGAAAAUGUAAAUAACACAUUCAUUCGAAAUACAUCUUUAUAACUUGUGGUUUAAAGUUCAAUUUCGAAUGUGAAUAUAGACAGUAGUCGUCAAAAUUCUUUGACUACUACAAAAUAAAGAUCACUUUCAUUCUAAAAGCAUCUUUAUUACUACCGUUUUAAAGUUUAAUAUCGAAUGACAUAUGUCUUCUUUUCAUUCACAAUGUCUUUAGUAUAUAGUCUAAGAGCUCUACAUACAUAAGCAUGCGUCAUCUAUACAUUAGUAACAGAAAUGUGCUAAACUAAUAAUAUAUUAUAUUUAUAGCCAAAUUAUAUGCUCAGAGUUAUAAUAAUAUAUAAUAUAUAAGAUAAAACUAAAGAUUGGGUACAAAAUUGUGUAAGGAAAGUAACGCUUAGUCCAGGAGCCGGAGAUAAAGUGUCAAAUAUUAUCAUAGGACUAUAAAAUAUAUUUAUUUGAUUCCAUUCCUUUAUAGCUGGUAUAAAAUUAAAUAAAAUAGACAAAAAUGUAUUUUUAUACAGAUCUUGUUCAAAAUGUUGUUGUUGAAGUAUUAAAGCGUGAGCUCCUGGUCUAAGCUAGCAUUUGUCUCAUUUAGCGAUAUUAAUAGAUGUAAACUAUUUUGACAAAU
Spodoptera frugiperda (fall armyworm) is the source of this 3852-nucleotide messenger RNA. RefSeq names its product protein real-time (gene retm). Gene Ontology annotation, cellular component: cytoplasm. The record is from RefSeq and is a predicted model, not a curated record. Bases 213 to 2234 code for a protein of 673 amino acids. The transcript is spliced from 15 exons. NCBI's taxonomy places the organism in Eukaryota, Metazoa, Arthropoda, Insecta, Lepidoptera, Noctuidae.